This is a messenger RNA of Linnemannia hyalina, 774 nucleotides long. The record is from the annotation of a GenBank genome assembly. NCBI's taxonomy places the organism in Eukaryota, Fungi, Mortierellomycota, Mortierellomycetes, Mortierellales, Mortierellaceae.
AUGAACGAGGAUUGUCACUUUAUCCUUCGUUAUGCCAUCCAGGGUAACUAUAAGUCACCCCUCGACAAGUCCAAGGUCCGAAGUAUCCUCGAUGUCGGUUGCGGACCCGGUACCUGGACAAUGGAAAUUGCGAACGAGUUUCCGGAUGCGACAGUGACAGGAAUCGAUCUUUCUUCUGUCUUCCCUUCGGCCAUCAUUCCUGGCAACUGUCGCUUCUUGCAACACAACAUCCUCGAACCCUUCCCCUUCCCCGACAACCAUUUCGAUUUCGUCUACCAGCGUCUCCUCAUCUCUGGACUCACCCCCGAAGGGUGGGUCAAAGUCGUCAAGGAACUGGAACGGAUCACCAAACCGGGCGGAUGGAUUGAGCUCGUCGAAGUCGACUCUCACGGUGGCAACAAUGGUCCUCACACGCUCAAGAUCUGGGACUGGAUCACAACCGCCCUAGCAACCCGCGGGAUCGUCACUAGUUUCAUUCGUGACCCAGGUCUGGAAUCGGUCAUGGUCCAGUCAGGGGUCGAGAAUGUCAACACGGUGGCGUUGAAGUUGCCGACGGGGAAAUUUGGGGGCAAGAUUGGACAGCUGUUGAAGGAGAAUUUGUUUGCGUUCUGGAAUGCGAUUGCACCAAUGAUUAUCCAUGGUGCGGGUGCGGAUAAGGUCGAGUUUGAGGAGGCGUUGAGGAAGGCGGAUAGGGAGGUGGAGGAGUUCAAGUAUUAUCAUAUCUUUUAUGUGAUUACUGGACAGAAGCGUGAGGAUAGUGCUGUUGCUCUAUGA